Molecule: messenger RNA, 1574 nt
Organism: Xyrauchen texanus (razorback sucker)
Lineage: Eukaryota; Metazoa; Chordata; Actinopteri; Cypriniformes; Catostomidae
Product: SWI/SNF-related matrix-associated actin-dependent regulator of chromatin subfamily B member 1-A-like
Exons: 9
Coding region: 68-1189 (373 amino acids)
Biological process (GO): chromatin remodeling; regulation of transcription by RNA polymerase II
Cellular component (GO): nucleus; nuclear chromosome
Molecular function (GO): transcription coregulator activity
Source: RefSeq, a predicted model, not a curated record
UCCACAUGUAAACAGGCUGAGUGCACAUGCGCAUGUCUACCGGAACUGAGUCGAGCUAACAUUCAACAUGGCGUUAAGCAAAACAUACGGACAGAAACCCAUUAAAUUCCAGCUGGAGGAGGAUGGAGACUUUUACAUGAUUGGAUCAGAGGUGGGAAAUUACUUGCGUAUGUUCAGAGGGUCUUUAUAUAAGCGCUACCCAUCACUCUCGAGAAGACUAGCGACAGUAGAAGAGAGAAAGAAGAUAGUUGCGUCCUCUCAUGAUCACGGUUACACCACUUUAGCCACCAGUGUGACGCUGCUGAAGGCCUCAGAAGUCGAGGAGAUAUUUGAGGGACAUGAUGAGAAGUACAAGGCUGUGUCGAUCAGCACUGAGCCUCCAGCCUAUCUCAGGGAGCAGAAAGCCAAGAGAAACAGCCAGUGGGUUCCCACUCUUCCCAACAGUUCCCAUCACCUGGAUGCUGUUCCUUGCUCCACCACAAUCAACCGCAACCGUAUGGGCCGUGACAAAAAGAGGACCUUCCCCCUCUGCUUUGAUGAUCACGACCCAGCUGUCAUCCAUGAGAAUGCCACCCAGCCUGAAAUUUUGGUGCCCAUCAGACUGGACAUGGAGAUUGAUGGGCAGAAACUACGGGAUGCUUUCACAUGGAACAUGAAUGAAAAGCUUAUGACUCCAGAGAUGUUUGCUGAAAUCUUGUGCGAUGACCUGGACCUGAGCCCACUGACCUUUGUUCCUGCCAUUGCAUCAGCAAUCAGACAGCAGAUAGAGUCCUACCCCACAGACAGCAUACUGGAUGAGCAGAUGGACCAAAGAGUCAUUAUCAAGUUAAACAUACACGUUGGGAACAUAUCUCUGGUGGAUCAGUUUGAAUGGGAUAUGUCCGAGAAGGAGAACUCUCCUGAGAAUUUUGCACUUAAGCUGUGCUCUGAGCUGGGCCUGGGGGGAGAGUUUGUCACCACUAUCGCAUAUAGCAUUCGGGGCCAGCUUAGCUGGCAUCAGAGGACAUACGCUUUCAGUGAGAACCCUCUCCCCACAGUGGAGAUUGCCAUCAGAAACACAGGUGAUGCUGACCAGUGGUGUCCACUGCUGGAGACGCUGACAGAUGCUGAGAUGGAGAAGAAGAUCAGGGACCAGGACAGAAACACAAGGCGGAUGAGGCGACUUGCAAACACAGCCCCAGCAUGGUAAAGAUAAUUGCACAUUUCCACAACUAUGUAAACCUAAAGAGGCAGAGGAAACAUCAAUAGAGCUACAACCCAGCAUUACUGACAUUUAGACAUUCCACUGGCCAGACUUCCAGUCAAGAUCCAGUCCCUCCAGAUCAGAGUUUAGAGUUGAGCAACUUAAUAUCUACUGUAAACUGAGUACCAUCUGCUCCAGUCUGGCCUUGUCAAAAGUCCUGUGUCGUGACCUUUCCCUAUACCCAAUAUCUGUCUACUCAGAGACAGAUGGUGUCUGAAAAGUUGAGAGGAUUUUAUGGUAUCUUGUUUUGUGUUUGUGUAUAGAAGCCAAUUUGUAAACAAUGUACUUUUAAAUAAAAUCGUUAAGAACAAUUAUUUCCUGUUUGUGUUAU